Molecule: messenger RNA, 2149 nt
Organism: Cydia splendana
Lineage: Eukaryota; Metazoa; Arthropoda; Insecta; Lepidoptera; Tortricidae
Gene: kel
Product: ring canal kelch homolog
Exons: 15
Coding region: 217-2082 (621 amino acids)
Molecular function (GO): protein binding
Source: RefSeq, a predicted model, not a curated record
AGCAUUAAAUCGAACCGUCGAUUUUGUGCUUUUGUGCAGUUUGCGAACUGUAAAUUACAUUUUAAGCAAUAAUCUCUUAAAAAUAGUAAAUAACUAAGUGGAAUAUUCUGGUGAUGAAGUGAUAUAGUGUAGUGGAAGUGUUUUAAGUGAGCUGGCGCGCUGGACGGCCCGGAGCGUGAGGGGCCCGCGGAGGCGGAACAGGACCCCUGGAGACACAUGCGUGCCGUGGACGUCGACAGGCAAAUGGCAGCCGAGGAGAGCAGCGCGGUGGAAGGAGACGGGGACAGGGGCCGCUACAGCCUGAUGGUCCGAUGCGCAUCGCAAUCAUCGCUAGAUGAAUGUUCUCAGCGCGCAGAAGCGGCGGGCGGCGCGCGCGCUGCGCACGCUACGCGCUUAUUGGACGCGCUCGCGCGCCUGCGCAGUGAUGACACGCUUUGCGACGUACGACUGAGGGCAUGCGCGGAGGGCGGUGCGGGGGACUCGGAGGACGAAGGCGUCGCCGCACAUCGGGCGGUGCUCGCCGCGAGCUCCCCCUACUUCAGAGCCAUGUUCACGCAAUUCGAUGAGAGGACGAUGCCCACCAUCACCAUACAGAAUGUGGAGCCGGAAGCGUUGCAAGCCAUCGUCGACUACGUGUAUAAUCCUGAUUCCCUGAUCAUCAACGAGGAGAACGUACAGAGCAUCCUGUCGGCGGCGUCCCUGCUGCAGGUGCUGGGCGCGCGCGCGGCGUGCUGCUCGUUCCUGGCGGCGGCGCUGGCGCCGGACAACGCCCUCGGCAUCCGCGCCUUCGCAGAGCUGCACGCUUGUUCGGAACUUGCUCAAGCUGCUGACAGGUUCCUGGACCGCCAUUUUCUUCAGGUUCUCGAACAAGACGAGUUUCUCGGUCUCUCAGCGGAAACACUCGCCCGUCUGUUAGACAGCGACCGUAUUGCUGCCCCUGACGAAGAAGUAAUUUUGGACGCUGUGCUUCGGUGGAUGAGGCAUGAACCAGAAACAAGGCGCGCACACCUAGGCACUUUACUAGCGCACGUGCGCCUCCCCUUGCUGCCGCAGGACGUGCUGGUGGCGCGCGCCGCCGCCGAGCCGCUCGCCUCCGCCGGCGUGCAGGUGAAGGACCUGGUGAUCGAGGCGCUGUCGUUCCACCUGAUGCGGCCGGAGCGGCGCGCGGCGGCCGCGGCGGCGUGCGCGCGCGCCCGGCCGCGCCGGCCCCCGCGCGCGCCGCGAGCGCUGCUCGUGGUGGGCGGCCAGGCGCCCAAGGCUGUGCGGGAGGUGGAGGCGUUCCACUUAGAGUGUGGUCGCUGGCGCGCGUGCGCACCGCUGCCCUCGCGCCGCUGCCGCGCCGGGCUCGCCGUGCUCGAUCAGAAAGUACUCGCCGUCGGCGGGUUCAACGGUACUCUGCGUGUACGCAGCGUAGAUAUAUACUGCCCAGCAACAGACGCUUGGACGGUAGGCCCGGCGCUGUGCUGCCGGCGCUCCACGCUCGGCGUGUGUGUUGUGGACCGGACAGUUUAUGCGGUGGGCGGGUUCGACGGCACAUCUGGCCUAAGCUCCGCAGAAGUCCUAAUGCCCGGCGCGACCGAAUGGCGCCCAAUAGCCAGCAUGAGUACUAGAAGGUCUUCAGUCGGCGUCGGCGUGUUAGCCGGCAAAGUGUACGCCGUCGGCGGCUACGACGGCGCUGCGAGGCAAUGUCUACACUCUGUAGAGAGAUACGACCCGUUGUCGGACACCUGGGAGCCGAUCGCGGACAUGUCGGCGCGGCGCUCGGGCGCCGGCGUGGGCGCGGUGGGCGGCGCGCUGUACGCCGUGGGCGGCCACGACGGGCCCGCCGUGCGCCGCUCCGUCGAGCGCUGGAGCGAGACCGCCGGGACAUGGUCACCAGUAGCCCCAAUGGCGCAUGCGCGCCGCAACGCCGGAGUCGUAGCCCACGAAGGCCGCUUGUACGUGGUCGGAGGCGACGACGGCGCCGCCAACUUAGCCUCCGUCGAAGUGUAUGAUCCCGCCACUGAUAGUUGGAGUUUGCUGCCGGCGCCAAUGGCGUUAGGCAGAAGCUACGCAGGUGUCUGCAUCGUGGAGAGAGCCUGACCCGCGGCCGCGCCCGCUUCCGCUGCCGCCUCCGCCGCCGCCUCCGCCACCGCUCCCGCCACGCGUG